AUGUCCUACAACGAGUACGGCUCCAACAACGAACGGUCCGAGUACGGCGGCGGCGGUCGAGGCGGAAACAACUACUACGACCAGUCCAACGACUUCUCAGGCCGCAACGAGGGUCAGGGUUACGGCCGUGAGGAGCAAGGCCAGGGCUACGGCCGCAAUGAAGGUCAGGGAUACGGCCGCAACGAAGGCCAAGGAUACGGUGGCCGUGAGGAGCAGGGCCAGGGCUAUGGUCGUGAGGAACAGGGCCAGGGCUACGGCAACCAAGGCCAGCACGGCCACCAAAACCAAGGCCAGCAAGAGUACCGCGACACGCGCUACCAAGGCUCGGAGCCCUACUCCGGCGGCGACGAUUUCUCCUCCGCGGCCCAACACGCCUCGCAACACGACAGCGGCAACAGCGACCUAUUCUCCAACGCGCUCUCUUUCAUCCAGGGCCGCGCUUCCUCCGCUGGCUCGGGUGAGAUCGACGAGCGUCACGCUGUGCAGGCUCACCAGGCUAUGUACAAUGGUGGCAAUGACGAGGGACAGACUCAUGACUCGAGCACUGUUGGUGCGGGUGCUGCUAUGCAGGCUUUGAAGAUGUUUACUGGCGGUGGAAGUAGUGAUGGGGGUAUGGAUAAGAAUAAGCUGAUUGGGAUGGCUAUGUCUCAGGCUGGGAAGCUGUGGGAUGAGAAAUCUGGUAAUGGGGCUAAUAUGUCCGGUGACAAGCAGUCUGCUAUCAACAAUGCUGCUGAGAUGGCUUUGAAGAUGUAUAUGAAGAGUGGUGGUGGUAUUGGUGGUACUGGUGGUGCCGGUGGCCUCAUGAGCCUGGCUAGCAAGUUCCUGUCCUAG
Penicillium atrosanguineum is the source of this 831-nucleotide messenger RNA. RefSeq lists its product as uncharacterized. The transcript has 2 exons. The coding region runs from base 1 to 831 and encodes 276 amino acids. Lineage: Eukaryota; Fungi; Ascomycota; Eurotiomycetes; Eurotiales; Aspergillaceae. The record is from RefSeq and is a predicted model, not a curated record.